AUGCAAGCGAUUUGGACCCUAACCGACGACGACGGAAGGCCAUGGAGCUGGGACAAGGAACUCCCCACUGCAUUCAAGGACCGUUGGACAACGUACCAAUCGCAGCUUCCUUCCCUAAACGAACUUCGCGUGCAACGAUGCGUUCUACUUCCAGCUCCAACUUCAAUACAAAUCCAUAUCUUCACUGACGCCUCCGAGAACGCAUACGGCGCGUGCGUAUACCUACGAUCCACGGACUCCAACGGUUCCAUCAAGGUUGCCCUGCUUUCGUCCAAGUCCAAAGUUAGUCCACUAAAAAGGCAAAGUAUUCCGCGAUUGGAGCUGUGCGGUGCUCUAAUGGGCGCUCAACUCUACGAAAAGGUGGUGGCUUCUCUCCGCUUAAAAGCUGACACCUUCUUCUGGGUCGAUUCCACCGUAGUCCUAUCUUGGCUGAAAUCCUCUCCAUCGACAUGGGCUACUUUCGUGGCAAACCGUGUUUCAAAAAUCCAACUUGCGACGAAGAACUGUACUUGGAAUCACGUAGCUGGUGUACAGAAUCCUGCCGAUGUUAUCUCCAGAGGAACAACAGCAGAGGCGCUAAUCGAUAACCGGCUUUGGUGGUAUGGUCCGGAGUGGCUUCAUCGGGAUCCUAUCGAAUGGCCAACAGCGCAACCACCACACCCACCAUCAGAAGAAGUCUUACGGGAAGUGAAGAAGUCACACCUCACGGCUUGUCCAGCAUCUGAAGAACCCUCGUUCAUCGACCAGCAUGUGCAGAAAUUCUCGAACUAUGCUACCAUGUUACGCAUCACGGCAUACUGUCUUCGAUUCUUGAGAAACUGUCGACUCAACUCUAAUCAACGUUCAUCCUGCACAUUUCUCACCACGGAAGAAAUCGACCGAGCGGAAGCAGCAUUAGUCCGAUUGGUACAACUCCAAUGCUUUAGCAGCGAUAUCGAGCAACUACAACGACAACAACACUUAUCGGCGAAAUCUCGACUACGCUGGUUCCAUCCCUUUCUCGACGAUGACCAGAUUCUUCGAAUUGGAGGUCGCCUAGGCAAUUCACGGUUGUCGUUCACCAGCAAACACCCAGUCAUUCUUCCUUCAUCGCACGCCUUUUCCGCUCUGCUGGUCAGAUCCUUCCACCUACGACACCUUCAUGCAGCCCCACAACUAUUGCUCACCCUUCUUCGACUCCGGUAUUGGGUCAUAGGGGCCAGGAAUCUUGCUAGAAGGACUGUCCACAGUUGCGUGACUUGCUUCCGCAAUCGACCGAAAAUGAUCGAGCAGUUCAUGGCGGAGCUGCCAGCUGCUCGGGUAACAGCCACUCAACCGUUUGCAGUAACCGGAAUCGACUACUGGGGACCCAUCCAAAUACAACCACAACAUCGGCGAGCGGCCCCAAGGAAAGCAUACGUGGCGGUUUUUGUAUGCUUCUGCUCCAAAGCAGUGCAUCUAGAACUAGUGGCUGACUUGAGCACGCAAAAGUUCAUCCAAGCACUUCGGAGAUUCGUCUCGAGGAGAGGCCUCUGUUCCGAAAUAUAUAGCGACAAUGGGCGAAAUUUCGUUGGUGCCGCCAAGGAACUACGUCACCUACUUCGCAGCCAGGAGCACAGGGCUGCAGUCAUCCAAGAAUGCACCAAGAAUGGGAUCAAGUGGCGCUUCAACCCACCAACGGCCUCCCAUUUUGGUGGAUUGUGGGAAGCAGCAAUCGCAUCUGCACAAAAACACUUCACUCGUGUACUGGGACCUCGUAUUUUAGCAUUCGACGAUACCGAGACCCUACUUGCCCAAAUUGAAUGCUGCCUCAACUCCAGGCCACUUGUUCCCAUCAGUGAUGAUCCCAGUGACUUCGAGCCACUCACUCCUGGACAUUUCCUGAUCGGCUCAUCGUUGAAAGCUUUGCCAGAUGUGGACUAUUCAGCGAUCCCAUACAACCGGCUCUACCACUGGCAACAAACACAGAAAAUUUUCCAGGACAUCUGGCGUAGGUGGCACACCGAAUAUCUGUCGACGCUGCAGCCACGGACCAAAUGGUUGAGCCCAUCCAAACCUAUCGAAGUCGGUCGGCUGGUCAUCUUGAAGGACGAAAGGAUUCCACCAAUGCGCUGGGAAAUGGCUCGGAUUACGGACUUGCACCCAGGAGCCGACGGAAUCGUACGUGUAGUCACACUCCAGACACCUCAUGGAAAGUAUACUCGGCCUGUCUCCAAAAUAUGUCUGCUGCCAAUUGCCCCUUCAUCAAAGGAUGAAUCGCCGUCAUCGUCGUCCGAUCCACCAACAGCCAGAAUUCUCCGAUCGAAAGGCACCAUCCAAGGAACAACACACGCUAGCAGAAAGUCCAUCGAUGAGCAGCUGCAAUAA
This is a messenger RNA of Aedes albopictus (Asian tiger mosquito), 2346 nucleotides long. RefSeq lists its product as uncharacterized. Gene Ontology annotation, biological process: DNA integration. Lineage: Eukaryota; Metazoa; Arthropoda; Insecta; Diptera; Culicidae. Gene Ontology annotation, molecular function: nucleic acid binding. Bases 1 to 2346 code for a protein of 781 amino acids. The record is from RefSeq and is a predicted model, not a curated record. The transcript has a single exon.